AAAGCAAUUGUUUUCAAAGAUCGCAAAAAAACACUGACUUUUAGUCGAGUUUUCGCUCGAUUUGUGACAACAACUCUCUGUUUGAAUACAAUUCUCGUUCCGUCAGUCCGUCCGCUGUCCACCCGUCCACUCGUCCGUCCGUUUCGUAUGCAAAAUGCGUUCCUAAUGAAUGACUUGUCUUCCGCCGACUUCUCCGCCACCCACGCCGCGCUGCCGCCACAAUUUGAUUUGUUGGCCAACACGCACGCUCUGAUGACUUCGGGCGACGCGGAGUUCGGCUCAAAUGGCGACCGAAGUCUACAACAAAAUCAUUGUUUGAAUUCCAAGAAAAAACGUCACGGAGGCGUCAAUCAAUUGGGAGGUGUUUUCGUCAACGGCCGACCGCUUCCCGAUGUUGUCCGCUCCAGAAUUGUCGAAUUGGCGCAUCAGGGCGUCCGUCCGUGUGAUAUAUCUCGACAGUUACGCGUUUCUCACGGCUGUGUCUCCAAAAUUCUCGGUCGUUAUUACGAAACGGGUUCAAUAAAGCCGGGAGUUAUCGGAGGUUCGAAACCAAAAGUGGCCACUCCGCGGGUCGUGGACGCGAUUGCCAAUUACAAGAAGUCGAAUCCGACAAUGUUCGCGUGGGAGAUCCGCGACCGCCUUUUGUCGGACGGAAUCUGCGAUUCGGAUAACAUUCCUUCGGUUUCGUCUAUCAAUAGAAUAGUUAGGAAUAAAGCGGCGGAAAAAGCGAAACAUCAUCACAACCACAAUCAUCAUUCGGUUCCGUCGCCCACAACCACUCCAAAGUCCGCCGAAACGUCGGUAAUUGUUUCACAACAACAACAACAACAACAAACGACACAACACUCGCAAUUGUAUUCCAUUAACGGAAUUCUUGGCAUUUCUCACGAUUCCUCCGAAAAGCGCGCCCUCGCACUCAAGUCGCGACAGGAGGACACCCCCGCCACGGCCGAUACCGACCGAACGACCGCCCGCUUUGAGUCGCGUUCACCGGCCGCCGAAUUCAAAUCAUCAGAUAUAAAGCCGCCGUUUGUGUCGCCCACGACGUCGGCAUCUGUCGUCCAGCCGUCGUCCGAGACGUCGUAUUGGACGCAAAGUUAUGGAACGACUGGUCAGAACGCGUCGUCUGAGACGACACAUCAUUCGUCACAUUCCGAAAGUCAACCUCAUUAUGAAACGACAACUCUAUACACGCCUCCAAUCGUGCAAACGAUGUCUUCGUCGUCCGAAUUGACGCCCACUUACCACGAAAUGGAUAAAUUAGUCAAUCAAUCGAAUGACUACUUCUACGGCCAAUCCAUUCAUCCGUCCGUCACUGCCAACACCUCAUAUCCAACCGGAUCACAACCAAACAGCGCUUCAAUCUCUCUCUGUUCUCCCGCAGGAUCAACUGCCGCUUCCGGUGAUUAUUACGCGGCUUACCACCACGCCCACGCCUCCUACUACGCCUCGCCCUCAUACGGAGCAAACUACGGCCAACUGGCCACUGCGCAAUCAGCACCUGUCGCUUCGGCAGUUCAACAAAGUUCGCUUCAAAUAAAUCCGUACUACUACUCGGCCGCCGCCGUGGGUUCGGCUGUCGGUCUUCCGCCGCCUCGGACGCCGUCGUCUCCGCCGUCUUCGUCUUCGCGGACGACGGUUUCGCUGUGAU
Oppia nitens is the source of this 1651-nucleotide messenger RNA. RefSeq names its product paired box protein Pax-5-like. Lineage: Eukaryota; Metazoa; Arthropoda; Arachnida; Sarcoptiformes; Oppiidae. Gene Ontology annotation, molecular function: RNA polymerase II cis-regulatory region sequence-specific DNA binding; DNA-binding transcription factor activity, RNA polymerase II-specific. The transcript has 5 exons. Bases 148 to 1650 code for a protein of 500 amino acids. The record is from RefSeq and is a predicted model, not a curated record. Gene Ontology annotation, biological process: regulation of transcription by RNA polymerase II; anatomical structure development.